UUUUUUUUUAUAUUAAUUAUAAUACUGAAUUUUUUUUCUUUCUUUUAAAAAAUUUUCUACAGUUAAUCACUUAAAAAUGUCAGCUUACUCCGAGGAUGUUUUAAUCUCUAAACUCAAUAAACUUGUCGAUACUCAAGAAUCUAUUUCCCUACUAUCACAGUGGUUUAUGUAUCAUCGGCGACAUGUAGCAACUAGUGUUGAUAUUUGGAACCGUGAGUUGCGAAAAGCAAGCUCAGCGCGGAAAGUAUCAUUCAUAUAUCUUUGUAAUGAUGUCUGUCAAAAUAGUCGUCGCAAAGGUCCAGAAUUCAUACGAGAAUUUCGUAAAGUGCUUCCGGAUGCCGUUGAACAUGCUUAUCGUCAUGCAACCGCAGAUGUUCAAAAUAAAAUAAGGCGUGUUGUCAAUAUUUGGGAGGAACGGGAAGUCUUUGAUAGGGAUUUUCUAAAUGAAUUACGGAAACGUUUCGCAGGAACAAAUUCACCACAAUUAGGAAGUUCUAAUGCAAAAAGAGCAAUAGACAAACAAAUAAAAACAAGUAUUCCUACGACACCACCUCCUGGACGUUCCGAUAUAGCCAAAUUAGUGACGACCACACAUAAUAUUGUAGAAUCAGAAUCUAUUAUUCAGGAAUAUGGAAGGAAGGUAACAAAACUUUGGACAGAAGUAAUGGAAGCAGAAGAAAAGCCUAGUCCGUCUAUUCUUUCGCAACAGCUUGACUAUCUUCUACGAGUGCUGACAGAACAUCAAAAUUUAAUUACAAGGAAUAUUACCAAUCGGACACAAUUCAUCAUCCAGAUGAAAGAAAUAAUAGCACAAGAAGAAAUGAAGCUUAGAAUGGAUAACAAAAAUCUUUUAGAUACUCAAAGCAAAAUUAAUGAAACUAAAGAAUGUUCUGAACAAUUAAAAGCUAUUACAGAAUUUUCAACAAUCUCCAUUAUGGAUGAGCAUAAUAAACAGCAGCAUCAAAUGGAACAAAUUCCUGAAAUUAAACGAGAAGAAUCCAGAGAAAAUAACAAUUCAGUUUACGACCCCACCAGCCAUUUAAUUCUUCCGCCUACAUCUUUCGCUGCUGAUAUUUUGCCUCCAUCUGAAACUCAGUUGUUCGGAGAUUCAUUAAUUAAUAAUUAUUUGCAACUUCCAUAUCAAACUACAUCUAUUUCUUCAUCAAUAUCUAAUUCGCCAGCACCUUCUAAUACUAGUGAUGAGCAUAGUGAUCCCUUAGUUUCUGCGGAUACAUGAAAAAUAAGAAUCAUCUCAGCUGGAUCUGACCUUAAUUAGUUAAUAAAUAUAUAUGUAGCAUUUCGUUUAUAUUUGUAAUAAAAUAGAUAAAGUAAUAAAUCAUAAAUAUUAUUAUUGAUUGAUAGAUUAUUUACACUAAAACAAGAAACCUAUUUGAAGUAUGAA
Messenger RNA from Rhizophagus irregularis DAOM 181602=DAOM 197198, 1402 nucleotides. The record is from RefSeq and is a predicted model, not a curated record. Lineage: Eukaryota; Fungi; Glomeromycota; Glomeromycetes; Glomerales; Glomeraceae.